Hepatospora eriocheir is the source of this 1035-nucleotide messenger RNA. NCBI's taxonomy places the organism in Eukaryota, Fungi, Microsporidia, Hepatosporidae. The record is from the annotation of a GenBank genome assembly.
AUGAAAAAGAGUUUUAGACCAAUUGCGAGGGUACAACAGAAAAGUGAAUUAUUUGAGAAUAGAAGAUUAAAUGUUAAUGAAAAUUUUGGGAUAAAAACAGAUGAGUAUGGUAUGGAAGAUAUUAAUGAUUAUUUUAACGUAGCUAAUUCAAUUAUAGCAGGUCAUAAUACUAUAGAUUCAAGAGAUAAUAAGAUUAAUACUGAAUCAUUAAGAUAUAACAUAAGUAAUAUUGAAAAUAAGUAUAAAAAUGAUGAUAUUCUUGAUACAAAUAAUCAAAGUGUAUCAAAUCACUGGGUACAAAGUUUCAAUAAUGAAAUUGAUUUGAAUUUACUAGAAAAAAAUUUAACAGAAGAAAUGAAAAAAGAAAAAGAUUCAUCAAGUGCUUCUGUUAAAUUUUUAAAAAAUAAUUCAGACACUAGAAAAAUUAAUGAAGUAGGUGAGAUAAUUGUUGGUAAUUCUGAUGAAUUGGACAAUAAAUUUGAAACUAAAAACAUAUCAAAUCAUAUUGAUGACUUUGGAAUUGAUGUUAUUAAUAAUGAAAAUGACUGUUUUGAAAUAAACAAUAAUAGUUUUAAAAGUGAAAAUAAUAAACAAAGUGAUAUGUUAAGAUUUAGUUCUAGUAAAAGUAAGAAAGGUAAGGAAAGUUUAAAAAAGAAGUUAAAUAACAGUAAGAAGAAAUUAAAUAAGAAGUCAGAAAGUUCAAAUAAGAAAUUGAUGACUGGCGAUGAAAGAUUAGAACCUAUCAAUUUCUUUGAUGUAAAGAGCACUGGUAGUGUUAGUGGUUUAAUAGAAAAUAAAAAUAUAGGAACAGCAGCGAUAAUUUUAAAUUCAGGGGAUCUCCUUGAACAAGAAAAUAUAGAAAACAAUAUGAUAUUCCAUGUAAUGUCAGGAAAAGUAAAAGUUAAAACAAAUCAAUCAGGAAAAACAAUUCUAAAGAAAGGUAGUGUAUUUUCAAUUGUUAAAGGAGAUUCUUUUACAAUGAAUUGCAAAUCUAUAAAUGUUGCAAAACUUUUAAUGUUUUAUAGCAUUGAAUAA